AUGGGAGUGUCGAUUGCCCUGCUGCUCAUCUCCUCAAUCAUACUUCAGGUGAUCAGCUUUAUCUGGUAUUCAGAACCUGACAAGAACCUGGAAACCACAGUAGAGACAUUUGUGAACAACAACGGCUUCAUUGGAAUGCUGCACAUCCUACAGCUGGGUAUUCUUCUCAGGUUGGCAGGUGUGGCGGAGAUCAACAUCCGAAACAUUCGACAGAAAGAACGUUUUCAAAAGGGAGAAGUUGUGUUCCAGAACCACGAGAUCAGCAUGUUGAAUCUGUUUAAGAAGUGCAUGGGAAGUGCCCCCCAGGUUAUUCUCAAGAUUGUCAGGACUGUGCAGGAGCAAGAUCCAGAGCCUUUUACAGUUUUUAAAAUUGCUGCUUCACUCGCCUUCAUCUCCUUCAGUGUGUUGUUCAAUCAAGACGUGUGUAGAAUCACCCUUAAAGAGCGCAAAAAAAAGAUCCCGUCUGCUGUUUUCUUCCUGUGGAACCUGUUUGUGAUUCCUCUGCGGGUGGUUGCGGUGGCCCUCUUUGCCUCUGUCCUGCCUUUCUACAACCUUGUUCACUUCUUUUUUGUGUGGUUCCUACUGUUUCUUUGGGCCUGGAGGCAGAAGAUGGAUUUAAUGGAGGAUAAAAGAGGUGAAGUUCUGUACCGGAUAAUUCUAGGAGUCAUCUGGUAUUUUAACUGUUUUUGUGGGACAAACGGAGUGACCAAAGUCAAGAGAAACAUUUAUGAUGUGUUCAUGUUGCUUGAUACAAUGCUGCUCCUGGGCUUGUGGUUUUGGAGGAGAUCUGUGGAAUCAGCUCGGUUGAAUCCACUGAUCGUAAAUCCCUUGGUACUGCUCGGAGUACUGGCUGCGCUGUACUUUACCGGAUUCCUGCUGAAGCAGCUUUACUACUGGAAGUUUCAUCCCAAGUGCCCGUGUUUUAGAUUUGAAGUUGAAGAUCAAACGCCACAAGCACCUCUACAGAGAAGUCCUGCGACAAUGGUGGAUUCAGUAGAACCUGAGAGUGUAACACCGGAAACUAUAACAGAACUCCAGCCCAGAGUCACCAGUGCCGAGAAGAGGAUGAGAAAAAUGGCUUUAAAUUUUUAUGGUUAAUUUAGAUGUUAGACCAUAAUAUAAGCACUUUGUCUUUCGGAAAUUUAUCCUGACUGUCAAUAUUUAAAUAUUCUUAGGCUUAUUGAUACUUUAUUCUGAAAUGGGGUUGUAUGUACUUUAAUGUACUGUCUAUAAAGUGGACACAAACAUUUAAACAACUGUAAAAGAUGUAAAAUGUAAUAAAGAAAAAUGUCAUUUUUUUGUAAGGAAAAUGCCCUAUGCCCUAAAAGCUGGUUUUGGCUAAAAUAUCCUCAAUUAGAUUAUGUCUAUAACCAUCUACUACUCUCUGAUAUCGACUGGGAAAAAGUUUUAUCAUGACUUCACUGGUUUGUUCAUUAUAGAGGGCUAAUAGAGUAUUACAUU
Molecule: messenger RNA, 1461 nt
Organism: Astyanax mexicanus (Mexican tetra)
Lineage: Eukaryota; Metazoa; Chordata; Actinopteri; Characiformes; Acestrorhamphidae
Product: XK-related protein 8-like
Exons: 3
Coding region: 1-1098 (365 amino acids)
Biological process (GO): apoptotic process involved in development; engulfment of apoptotic cell; phosphatidylserine exposure on apoptotic cell surface
Cellular component (GO): plasma membrane
Source: RefSeq, a predicted model, not a curated record